Colias croceus (clouded yellow) is the source of this 5764-nucleotide messenger RNA. It is a transcript of the gene sns, whose product is annotated as nephrin. Gene Ontology annotation, cellular component: cell-cell junction. Gene Ontology annotation, molecular function: cell adhesion molecule binding. The record is from RefSeq and is a predicted model, not a curated record. Lineage: Eukaryota; Metazoa; Arthropoda; Insecta; Lepidoptera; Pieridae. The transcript has 29 exons. Gene Ontology annotation, biological process: cell-cell adhesion. Bases 484 to 4665 code for a protein of 1393 amino acids.
CGCGUCGCGUGAAGACGUGUUGGUGUCGCGUCAUUCCCACCUGUGGCUAGUGCUCGUUGUGUACAAAAUUUUAUGAAUGGAUAACCGGUUCCCAUGGAUGUGUUUUAAUUCAGUGAUAGUGUGUUGACCUUUAUUAAUCUGUGUUCAAACUGUGAGCGGAGGCUGGAUUUGUGACAUUAACAAAAUAGCUGACAUGGUGACGCGUAUAACGUCGUGACAAAGUGUAACAGUGUCGAUAUUACGGUAAUACGGUAACAGUGGUAAUAAUUUACGCGACUCGGUAAUAAGUUACGCGACUGGGUAAUAAGUUACGCGACUCGGUAAUAAGUUACGCGACUCGGUAACAAGUUGCGUGACACGGUAAUAAGUUACGCGACUCCGUAAUAAGUUGCGUGACACGGUAAUGAGUGACAUGAUGACAAUGUGUCGGUGAUUUUUGUAUCGGCCAGUGGAAUAUGUGCAGUGUGUUGUACGAACAUCAAAAUGUGUGCCAAAUUUUGGAUUUCUACCAUCAUUUUUUGUGUGCUUUCCACGGCCACCUGCUUCCAGCAGCAGUACUUCAGGGUGGUGCCCCGAAGUCUGCGCGUGCAGGAGCGUUCGGAGGCCGUGCUUGAGUGCGCGGUGGCCAACCUGGCUGGCCAGGUGCAGUGGGCCAAGGAUGGAUUCGCGUUAGGGUUCUCCUCAAUAAUACCGGGGUACCCGCGCUACACGAUGUUCGGGGACCGCCGCCACGGGGUGUACAACCUUCGGAUCGUGAAUGUUACUCUGGAGGACGACGCUGAAUAUCAGUGCCAAGUUGGACCGGCUCAGAUGCACAAGGUGAUACGGGCGAACGCGACGCUGACUGUUAUAUCACCCCCAAAUUCAGUGGAGAUCGUGAACCACCCGCACAACUCGAAACUGGAGGUAAAAGAGGGGGAGGAUGUGGUCCUGGAGUGUCAAGUACAGAAUGCGAAGCCAGCUGCUAAGAUUGUAUGGUAUAGAGGCAAUCAGGAGAUGAAGGGGGAUAGAGUUGCCAAUGAAGACAUCAGAGAGGUGGAAAGUGCGAACGGAAAUCCUAAAGCAGUUAGAUACACUACAAUAUCAAGGGUGCAUUUUAAAGCGACAUCAGAGGAUGACUACGCAGAUUUCACCUGCGAGGCCCGUCAUGAAGCCCUCCAUAGAGAUUCACCAAUGCGCAGUACUAUACAACUUAGUGUGCUAUAUCCUCCAGGAGCGCCCUACAUAGAAGGCUACGCGGAGGGCGAGACGGUCCGUCGAGGGCAGAGCCUCGAGCUGGUCUGCAGGAGUCGGGGCGGGAAUCCGCCCGCCCAGCUUAUUUGGUACAAGAAUGGGGAGCAGAUACGGAUGGCUUACAGAACCAGUGGUCGCAUGUCGGAGAAUGCUUUAUCGUUUAAGGCUGACGCGUCUGAUAAUAAGGCGAGAUACACAUGUGAAGCCAAGAACAUCAUGAUAAGCAACACUUUGAAAGCUGAAAUCGACUUGACUGUACUAUUUGCCCCCGCGCACGUCACAAUAUCCGGACCAUCAGAAGCCCGUGUUGGUGACCCGGUGCCGCUCACCUGCAGUACAGCACCCUCGAACCCUGCUGCGGAAGUCAAGUGGCUGGUCUCUGGGAAGCAUCACAGAGAAGCUAGCAAUCGGACUGUUAUAUCUCCUGAAGGUGGUUGGAUAACAACAUCUAACAUCACAGUGGUGGUGGAACCGAACCGGCGAUCCAUAGUAGUCGUGUGCCACGGGAUCAACGCUCAACUUACUGAGAAUGUCGUCGCUACACAUACUAUAAAUGUUUUAUAUCCGCCAUCAGCACCAAUGAUAACAGGAUACAUCCCGGGAACAACGCUCGCUGCGGGAACAGUACAGAAACUAUCUUGCAUCUCAUCUGGCGGGAAUCCUUUGGCUACCCUCACUUGGUUUAAAAAUGAUAAAAAGAUCCACUCGAUAACGAAAGUGUCUGAUAAGUCGGUAUCUGCCGAAAUAUCGAUACUUACCAAUGUGACUGAUAACUUGGCUCAAUAUAGAUGCGAAGCUACAAAUAGUGCCACGGAGAUACCCCUGUUUGAGACUGUCACUUUGAACGUACAUUUUGCCCCCGAGGCAGUGAAAGUGCGGGCAGAACCGGAAGAGCUUCGUCCGGGAAUCGAAGGGACGCUCUACUGUGACGCAGCCAGUAGUAACCCACCGGCCACAUUGUCUUGGUGGAGAGAUGGAAUCCCUGUACAGAGUCAACCAAUGAAAAUGAAGAAAGGCUUACACGGCGGGACGGUAUCCACCAUCGAACUCAAGUUAAACAUAACCAAAGAUUUAAACGGUGCGGUUUACACUUGUCAAGCGAUGAACGAAGCUAUACAGAGGAGUGUACAUGAUGCCUUGACGCUGAAAGUUUUGUACGCGCCAAUAUUCGACGAAUCGAGUCAGACCACAGCCGUGGGUGUCGAAAAUGAACAACUGAUAGUGUCUGUUCGAGCUGAUGGGAACCCGUCUGGUAUUGCGUAUACCUGGACUAAAGAUGGUCUGCCAAUCACACAGGCUUCUUAUACUACCAGUAAUGACAGAAUAAUCUCCGAAGGCAACAUGUUGAACAUGACGCGGUUGUCACGGCAUGACGCUGGCGUGUACUCUUGUGAAGCUGUCAACUCGCAAGGCGCUGCUGUUAUAAACAUCACUGUGUCUGUGCAUUAUGCAGCGGAGAUCAAAUCAGUGUAUCAAGUGGGAGUACCCAGUGCUAAUGAAGAUGCGAUGUUGGUUUGCGCUGCUAAUGGCAACCCGCUAUCACCAGACCACAUAAAAUGGGAGCGACCAGACUACGACCUAUCAUCUCGAUCUAUCACCUUCGACACCAGAAACCAGACCAGCACUCUCAUCAUCGACAAAGUGACAAGAGAUGAUGUGGGCAACUACACGUGUGUGGUGAACAACGGGAUCGGUGAUGAGAGACGGGAAGUGACGUUGGUGAUGAAGUUCAAACCGGAAAUGGAUGUGUCGCCGAAUAUUGUGAAGUCGGCUACGAAUGUUGGACAAGUUGGACGAUUGGUUUGCAAAUGCAAAUCAGUACCACCACCAAACUUCACAUGGUCGAAAAACGGCAUAAAACUACCCACAAACACGUCAACAAAAUACGUAUCCGAGUUCCAUCGUAUCGACGCAUUAACUUUUGCGUCGGUUUUGCUCGUGCGUGACGUCACAUCUAUGGACUAUGGCGUUUAUCAGUGUGCGGCUAGAAACCAUCUGGGUUAUGGGGAGAUGUCGGUUAAAUUGGAUGUUACUAGUGCCCCAGAUCCAGUAACAUCAGUAGUUGUAACCAACGUGACUCAUAACUCGGUCACAUUGGAGUGGGUGCCCGGGUUCGAUGGUGGCCUGUUCUCGUGGUAUAGGAUUCGAUUCCGAAAAAUAUACGACGAAACAUACAAAUAUGAAGACGUAACACCAAAAAACGCUACAUCUUUCACCAUACACGGUCUCGAAAGAAAUACAGAUUACGUAUUUUCCGUGAUGUCCAUAAAUAAAAUUGGACAGAGUAAAUACAGGCCAGAUGACACUAAGGCGACUACAUUGACUUCAUCAGAAGUAGGCGAGCUUAACGUAGUGUCCACAGAGUACGUAGAAACGGCGGAUGUAUCAAAAUCCGUAGUAGUUUAUGUCUCUAUUACUGGAGUAGUUUUGGUUCUUAUAAACGCGGCUUUGGUCGCUUGUUUUGUUUGGAAGCGACGCUCCCGAAGACUCAAAGAACAAGCCGGCCAAUCGUCAAAAUCAGCAACCAUCGAAAUGUACGCCCCAUCAUCAUACAACGACACAAUGACUGGAGAGACCCUUUCCUCCGUUUCGGAGAAAUCUGAGACAUACUCACAAGAUGGAGACGGACAACCGCCGCCAAUACCUGAAGUACCAAGCAUGCCAAAUAGGCAUAUGUUGAAUCAAACGGAAUAUCUCCUAGACGAGCAACUAAUCCCCCCUCCACUAGACUACCCCCCACCGAACUACGCGGUGUACGAGGGCGAGCACGCGCGGACCUUACCCCACCCGCACCGCAACAGGGACACUAGCGGACAUAGCACGCUGGGACGGAGUGCGGGCAAACAGAACUACAUACCGGCACCAAGCCCCAUGCCCCCGCUCGACGGAUCGUACUACAACAUGUCAUCUGAUAGAUAUCUCUCAUAUCCACCGUUGAUUGGCGAAUAUUUACAACAGCAACAACAAUCGGGUCGAACCCCGACCCCACCGCAGCAGUACAGCGCACAACCGCUGAGCAAGCCGCACCUCAACGGGGUCUCGCCUUCACACUUACCCAGCCCUAUGGGCUGUAUGGACGAUCGUCAAUCACUAGGCGGUACAUUACGGCGUCGGUUCGACAAGUUAGCAGUCCCGCCUCCUGACGUCACUGUACUACAUCCCGGGAACUGUACACAGCACCAACCUAUGAAUCACACACCAACCGUGAAACAACCGCAAUCGAUACUAAAAGACCCAUCGCGGCAUAAAUACGGCAACCAAUAUGGCAGCCCGGUGUCUUCUAGCACGCCACAGAAUAGCUCAAACCAAAUCCUAACUGUCCAAAACCUAACAUCAGACGUCCCUCAAUACGGGACUAUCAAAAAGGACAAAAAACAAAACGUCACUAUCGAUGAAUCGUACAACCAGCGAAGUGAAACACAUGUAGUGUAAGUGUCAAACGUGAUUGAUUGAUAAACGAUUGUUCGUGGAUUGUAAAGUGAUUGUUCCGGGAUUGUAAAGUGUAAGAUUGUGAAGUGACUGUUCAGGAUUGUAAAGUGAUUCAAUUACGAGUGCAGUGUAAAUACAUCACGGACUAGUUAAAAUUUUAGAUAGAUAUUAAUUCAUUAUUGUGAUACCAAUGAUCGAACUCCAAAUUAUGUGUCCAUGGUAUUUAGAUAGGAAUGAAAGUUAACCGUUUGAUUUUUAUCAAACCAUUGUUUGACUGACUUAUCAAUAUUGUACAUUAGGACGUCCAAAAGACAUUAGCGAUUGAUAAACAAUCAAUGUCAAAUUGAUUGGUGAUUGAUUGAUUGUUAUUGUAAUUAUUUUUAGUACGUAAUUUUUAAUCGUUUGCCGAUUAUAAUGAUUCCCUUGACGGAUCUCUUUGAUUUUUAGAAUAAUGAUUAUUGUUAAUGAUUUUGAUUCUAUUUUACAAAAUUUAUGGGAAAAUUUUGAAUUAAUCCCAAAGUUAAUGUUUGAAUGAAAAUGAAUGUUCAUGUGAAUUGCAUUUAUUGUUAAAUGAAAAUCUUAGUUUUAAUGAAUGAAUAGCGUAAAUGAAUAAUUCUUUUGAAAUGUGUUGCAUUUACUGCGAGAUCUUCACAUUUGUAUAUUGUAUACAGCCAGUUGUCUUUCUACAAUCUCAUUGUAAAUAAAUAUAUACUCAAGCGCGAACUGACAAUAAUAAUAAGUUUUUAAUUAAAUAUUUUAAUUUAUACUCCGCUUACAAUUAUUUGUAAAUAGAUUAUAUAAUUGUAAUUUUUAUUUCUCUAUAAUAGCUUUUUUAAAUACAAAAUUAAUCGGUUUUAAUACAGAUACCAAAGUUCUUUUUAUUAAUUUUAUUUUUAAGUUAUUAAGCUACUUAAUUCUUUAUUUUUAUUUCAAUUACGAUUAUUUUAAUGUAAAAUUAUUGCAGAUGAACUGAGAAUAAUAAUGUAACAAUUUGUGAAUCAUUUUGAAAAUUUCGAAAGUCCAUCCAACGACGAAAUACGAAUAUAUUUACAAAACAUUUAAUGUUACAUUUUCGAAUUUAAAUAAAAAUGAGCUAAUUGUA